AUGGUCUUCCUGACGCUCAAUCAUCUGCUUGACUUCGACCGGUCGAUCUGGUCAUCAAGCAGGAAGGGAGACAAUUACCAGCUUCACCUGCAAAGCGGGCGCGACACGGUGACUGUCGGCGGGCUGGUCGCGGAAGACAUGGAACUGUAUCUCAUUGUCAACCAAACCGAGACGUUCGCCAUUAAUCCGUUCGAUGGCAUUCAAGGACUGAGCCCUCAAAGCUUGUUUGCUAAGUUUAUUGAUCAAGGCUUGCCAUCCCUGUUCGGGAUGUAUCUGACGCCCCUAGCGGUCGGCAAUGCUGAGCUUACUAUUGGUGAGAUCAACGAGAGCAAGUCCAACGGUUCUUUGACCUACGUUCUCGUUGCCUGGCUACUUGAGUCGCCCGGUGUCUCAGUCAACGGGGAAACUGCUCGUAGAUCUGCAACCUUCACGACCCUGAUGAUCCCGAGCAGCGAGCUGAACGUCGGUCCCUUCGCGAGCGACCCGUCGACGUGCCAGACGUUCCUCAACAUGCUCGAGCGCACGCCGGUGGCUGUCGUCGGGGGUAGCCUCCUGAAGCACUAUUACAGCAUGUGGGAUGUUGGAAAUCAACAAGGGGGGUUUGCGCCGCUCGGUCAGUCAAUCCGGGGCCUCGGUAGUCACUCGUCGGGUCGAUGUAAUGACGUGAAUGUACCCUGA
Messenger RNA from Gloeophyllum trabeum ATCC 11539, 678 nucleotides. RefSeq lists its product as uncharacterized. The transcript is spliced from 7 exons. NCBI's taxonomy places the organism in Eukaryota, Fungi, Basidiomycota, Agaricomycetes, Gloeophyllales, Gloeophyllaceae. Gene Ontology annotation, biological process: proteolysis. The record is from RefSeq and is a predicted model, not a curated record. Gene Ontology annotation, molecular function: aspartic-type endopeptidase activity. Bases 1 to 678 code for a protein of 225 amino acids.